GAAUCUGCGCAACGACGUGAAGGUUGCGCAGCUCAUCGGAUACGUCGGCGAGCACAGCGCCUACCACCACGGCGAGCAGUCCCUGGCCAGCACCAUCGUCACGAUGGCGCAGGAUUUCGUGGGCUCCAACAACGUCAACCUCCUGGUCCCGUCGGGGCAGUUCGGAACCCGGGCCCAGGGCGGGAAGGACGCGGCCAGUGCCAGGUACAUCUACACCAGGCUCAACCCAUUGACGCGCCUGAUCUUCUCCCAUUUGGACGAUCCGAUCUUGGACUACCAGCUGGACGACGGCCAGAAGAUCGAGCCCUACUGGUACUGCCCGAUCGUGCCGAUGGUGCUCAUCAACGGCGCGGAGGGCAUCGGCACUGGCUGGAGCACCUCCGUGCCCAACUACGACCCGCGCGAGGUCAUAGCAAACAUGAGGCUGUUCAUCAAGCGGAAGCGGCCCAAGACAAUGACGCCGUGGUACCGGAACUUCACGGGCACGAUCAGGCCGUCCAAGGAGGAGAAGGGCAAGUGGGACUGCCUGGGCGCCCACUCGCAGACGAGCGCCACGAUCCUGCAGAUCACGGAGCUCCCGCUGCGCAAGUGGACGCAGGACUACAAGGAGUUCAUGCAGUCCUGCAUGCCCGGCUCGGACAAGAAGGGGAAGCUGCAGAUCCACGACGUGCGCGAGUACCACACCGAGAACCGCGUGCAUUUCGUGGUCCGGAUGGACUCGGGGAGGCUGAAGCAGGCGCAGCAGGAUGGCAUGGAGGAGACGUUCCGGCUCAAGAACACCAUCAGCGAGACAAACAUGGUGUUGUUUGACCACGAGGGGAAGAUCAAGAAAUACAAGAACGUUGUGGACAUCAUGCAGGACUUCGCGAAGGUGCGCCUCAAGGUGUACGACGUCAGGAAGAAGUACAUGAUCAACAAGCUGACCCUGGAGAAGGAGCUGCUGUCGAACCGGGCCCGCUUCAUAGGCAUGAUCAUCGCCAAGAAGCUGCACGUGAACGACAGAAAGAAGGCAGACGUCGUGAAGGACCUGGUGAAGUUCAAGUUCCGCAAGUUCGGCGACACCGCUCCGCCCAGGACUGUGGUGGACGAAGCCGAGGCUCUGAAGAAUCCCAGGGUGAUCAGCCUCCUCCUUCGCCUCAUCCAUCGUGGCGGGGACCUCCCGCUCAACCGCCCCCUUCAUUGCCCAAUGGUGCUACACUCGCUGGAGCACGGAAAGUACCGCGGCACGAGCAACGGCGACGUGAUCUAG
Prorocentrum cordatum is the source of this 1249-nucleotide messenger RNA. The record is from the annotation of a GenBank genome assembly. Lineage: Eukaryota; Dinophyceae; Prorocentrales; Prorocentraceae.